Molecule: messenger RNA, 1404 nt
Organism: Melitaea cinxia (Glanville fritillary)
Lineage: Eukaryota; Metazoa; Arthropoda; Insecta; Lepidoptera; Nymphalidae
Product: cysteine-rich PDZ-binding protein
Exons: 3
Coding region: 467-769 (100 amino acids)
Biological process (GO): cytoplasmic microtubule organization
Cellular component (GO): dendrite
Molecular function (GO): PDZ domain binding; microtubule binding
Source: RefSeq, a predicted model, not a curated record
UUGCGCUUCCCUAGAUUAUUCUUUUACAUUAUUACUAUUUACUAUGCUCUGUGCAUUAUUUUUACAACUUGAUCUAUGUUUUUACAAUCAUUUCUUUGAAUCAUUUAUCUUAUAAUAUUUAUCCUACUCUAUGAUCAUUUACAAAGAGACCAAAGAGUAUAAUCAUUUAGCUUGCGUUAGCUGACGAGUCUGCAUCGUCAAGUUGUUCGUGUUUUUUGUUCUUUUAAUUUAGUAGUGUUAUGUUUCAGUGUUUUGUGAUGGUUGGUUGUAUUAACAAUUUAACUCAGGUUGAGGUUUGAUAAAAGUCUAACCAUUUUACCUGUUAUCAAAAUUUAACCAAGACUGUCAUCUUAAAUUUCUUUUAUUUCUUGAACCUACAAGACAUUACUGAAAUCAAUUUUGCUUCACUUGGAAGACAAUCCGUUAAAACAAAUUAGUCAAAAAAUAUACAAAUAAACAACCUAAAAUGGUUUGCGAUAAAUGUGAAAAGAAACUUGGUCGUGUCAUAACACCAGAUCCGUGGAAAUCAGGAGCACGGAACACCGUUGAAUCUGGUGGCAGAAAAAUUGGUGAAAAUAAAGCGCUUACAGCUAAGAAGGGAAGAUAUAACCCAUACACAUCGAAGUUCCACGAAUGCAAGAUAUGUCGCACAAAAGUCCACCAAAUGGGUUCACAUUACUGCCAAGCCUGUGCCUACAAGAAAGGUAUCUGUGCUAUGUGCGGUAAGAAAAUAUUGGACACGGCAAACUAUAGACAGUCUUCUACAUAGUUGUAAAAUAUUAUAAUAAUAUUAUUGAUUAAGUUAUUCGAUAAGUUUAGUGUAAAUAUUUGUGCAAUGUUGCAUUGGUUUUUGUACUUAUAAGAGUUAUAGUAUUUGUUUAAAUAUUACUUUUUCCAUAUAAUUGUUAUGUAAUGUACGUUCUAGUACAAACUAGUACAAUAAAUACAGACAAGAGAUACUCAAAAUUUAUUUAAUAAACAAUUUAAUACAUUGGAAACUGGAUUUAAGUCAUUAUUAUGUAGAUGUUAUAAUUUUUUUUUACAGUAACAUACUACAUGUUUUAUGUGCAUCUAGUAAGUAAAACAAAGUUAAAUGUAAUACAAGAAUGUAUGACAUUUAAUUUAAAGUUUUUAAUUUUUCAAUUACUUUACAGUAGUUUUUAAAUUGUUUGCCAUUGUUAAAACAUUUGUUAUAUCGACCAUAUCUCCAGAAGAGAAAUUUGGUAGUCAUAAUGUUUCUAUGAAAACAAUAAUUAAUACUUCUGCUUUUCAAAGUUAAAUAGAGAUUUAAAUUUCAUAAAAUUGUUAAAAUUGUUAUCUGAUUGUAAUAUGUUAAAUACAAAUAAGUGUAUAAUGUGUAUAUAGUGUACAUAAUUGUUUUAUAAAUAAACUUUUUAAAGAAUA